Molecule: messenger RNA, 651 nt
Organism: Alnus glutinosa
Lineage: Eukaryota; Viridiplantae; Streptophyta; Magnoliopsida; Fagales; Betulaceae
Exons: 3
Coding region: 102-296 (64 amino acids)
Source: RefSeq, a predicted model, not a curated record
GAGAAAAUCCGUCUUAGAACUCAAUACGCUUGAGCUUCACUACCUUCCCUUUGUCCAGAGCAAGCUGAGAAGCACCUCCACAAAGUGUUACGGAAAAAGCGAUGACGGGAGAAGAAGCCGCGGGCCCUGCAGGCCCGAAGCUCCUCCGUCUGAUAUAUUUCGUUGGCGCUGGAUUCAUUUGCACGGCUGCAAUUAACAAGUGGCGGGAACUGGAGCGAAAAGCAAUGCUGCCGAAACAGCAGGGGAACCAAUUGCCUGAGAAUUCAGCAAACGCGGUGCAAAAGGCCGUCGAUUAGUCGAGGACGGGUAUCCAUGCAAUCUUAUUCGUUACACACGCAUCCUGACAUACACCUGUGCACACACAUACACUGAGGAGAAGCAAAACUCAAGCACCACCAUUCAAAAAUCAGCAUGGAUUCCAAAAGCAAAGUCAAGUUGAGUGACAAAUUUUUGGUUCGGCAAAUUUCAGUGACAAGUCUUAUGUGGUUUGGAGGGUCAAGUAAUUAGGAAUCUAGGGUUAGAAACGAGUUUUUAACUUGGUUUGGUUAGUUUUGUAGUUAGGGGCAGAUCUGUAAUUUUCUGAAACUCCUACAAUUUAAUUGUAUUUUGAUAAUUGAGUUGAGUCUUGAAUUUUCAAAGAGCUUCUUAGUA